Brassica napus (rape) is the source of this 2793-nucleotide messenger RNA. Its product is annotated as scarecrow-like protein 33. The record is from RefSeq and is a predicted model, not a curated record. Gene Ontology annotation, cellular component: nucleus. Gene Ontology annotation, molecular function: sequence-specific DNA binding; DNA-binding transcription factor activity. Gene Ontology annotation, biological process: regulation of DNA-templated transcription. Lineage: Eukaryota; Viridiplantae; Streptophyta; Magnoliopsida; Brassicales; Brassicaceae. The coding region runs from base 323 to 2503 and encodes 726 amino acids. The transcript has 2 exons.
CUUAUUUUAAACAUUUUUGAUAAUGAUAAUCUGUUUUUAACACUCGCAUUUUGGUAUAAAUAUCGUGUAUGUUUAAAAAAUGGCCUUUAAAGUUUCCUGACCUAGUGGGUUUCUGACACACAUAAACAAAUAAAAUGUACUUUUCAAAAAUCAUUGAAAAUUGUACCUUUCAUCCAUUUGUUAUUUUCUGUACUUUUUAAUACAUAAAAAAUACAUCUUCACCACGUACAUACAUCAUCUCCCCCCAACACAAAGCUUUCUUCCAGAGUAUCUGAAUCAACACAUCUUAAUCCCAACAGUUUUAGGGUUCUUGUGAUUACUGAUGGGUUCUUACUCUGCUGGAUUCCCUGGAUCGUUUGACAACUUCCAUUACAAUUACAAGAUUGACUUUUCCAAUUUUGGAAAUGGGUUAUAUCUGGAUGAUCAACCUUUCUUGAGAAGUCCGUCUCCUUUUCCUCCUCUUCCUCUCCCUCCUCUUCAUCCUCCUCCUCAUCCAGAGCCAUAUUCUCAACAGAAUCUUCCUCCUGCUGCUGCUGCUGCUGAAGAUGCUGAUGCUGAUGAUGAUUGCACUGAUUCUGUUCUGCAAUACAUAAGCCAAGUGCUUAUGGAAGAAGACAUGGAUGACAAGCCUUGUAUGUUCCAUGAUGCCUUGUCUCUCCAAGCAGCUGAGAGAUCUCUUUAUGAAGCUCUAGGCGAAAAGUACCCCGAUUCUACUCGCCCUGUUCAGUUAUCUCAUAGUCCUGAUGAGCUGAGUGAUAUAACUUCUUCAGGCUAUACCUCAAGAACCACCACCACCACCACCACUUCCUCUGAUUGGAGUUUUGAUAGUUUGGAGAACAGUAGGCCUUCUUGGAUGCAAACACCGAUCCCGAAAAACUUCGUCUUCCAGUCUACUCCCUCUACUAGAUCCAGUCCCAAUAGUGGCCGUAACACGGGUAUCAGGUCAAGUUCUAGUAACGAUUUGGUUUCUAACAUGUUCAAAGAUAGCAGCUGGGCGUUACAAUUCAAGAAAGGUGUGGAGGAAGCAAGCAAGUUCCUCCCAAAGAGUACUCAGCUGGUUAUAGAUGUGGAGAAUGAUCAUCACUAUGUUCCUUACAGGAUAACCGGAGAGAAAUACCAUUGGCGUGAAGAUGAGCAUUUGCCUGAAGAAAGAAGCAAGAAGCAAGCAGCUGUCUACGCCGAUGACCCCGAACUAUCUGAAAUGUUCGAUAAGAUCCUCUUGUUCGGAGAUCCUAAGGAGAACCCUAAAUGCAUUCUCAACGAAACCUCCCAAAAGGAACCUCCCAAAGCUUCACCAAGUCCCAAAGGUGAGACAACAACAUACCCUAGGGGACAGAAACCAACUGCUUAUGUGCAAGAGAUACCUGACUUGAGGUCCCUUUUACUCUCAUGCGCUCAAGCUGUCUCGGUUAACGAUCAUAGAAGAGCUGAAGGAUUGUUACGACUCGUCAGGCAACAUUCUUCGUCUUACGGAGAUGGAACAGAGAGGUUAGCUCAUUACUUCGCGAACAGCCUCGAAGCGCGUUUAGCCGGGACGGGUACGCAGGUCUACACAGCCUUGUCUUCCAAGAAAACAUCCGCUGCCGACAUGUUGAAAGCUUACCAGACCUACGUAUCGGUCUGUCCGUUCAAAAAGAUCGGUAUAGUUUUCGCUAACCAUACCAUUCAGCAGCUGGUUAAGAAGACUAUGCCUGACACCAUCCACAUUAUAGACUUUGGGAUAUCUUACGGUUUCCAGUGGCAUUCUCUCGUUCAUCGACUUGCAUGGAGACGUGGCUCCUCGUGUAAGCUUAGGAUAACGGGUAUUGACUUGCCUCAACGUGGGUUUAGGCCGGCUAACGGAGUUAUCGAGACAGGACAUCGCUUGGCUAAGUACUGUAAGAAGUUCAACGUGCCAUUUGAGUAUAACGCUAUUGCUCAAAAAUGGGAAACGAUAAAGCUUGAGGACUUGAAGUUGAAAGAAGGCGAGUUUGUGGCGGUGAACUCUCUCUUUAGGUUUAGGAACCUUCUAGAUGAGACGGUGGCGGUGGACAGCCCUAGAGAUGUGGUUUUGAGACUCAUACAGAAGAUAAAACCGAACAUCUUCAUCCCUUCUAUCUUGAGCGGUUCUUAUAAUGCGCCUUUCUUUGUGACGAGGUUUAGAGAAGUUCUGUAUCAUUUCUCCUCUCUGUUCGACAUGUGCGACACGACUCUGACGAGGGAGGAUCCGAUGAGGGUUGUGUUUGAGAAGGAGUUCUACGGGAGGGAGAUCAUGAACGUGGUGGCUUGCGAGGGGACGGCGAGAGUGGAGAGGCCUGAGAGUUAUAAGCAGUGGCAGGGGAGGAUGAUGAGAGCUGGGUUUAGGCAGCUUCCGGUUGAGAAGGAGCUGGUUCAGAAACUGAGGUUGAUGGUUGAUAAAGAGUACAAAAGCAAAGAGUUUGAUGUUGAUCAAGAUGGUAACUGGUUCCUUCAAGGCUGGAAAGGCAGGCUUGUUUAUGCUUCUUCUUUUUGGGUUUCUGUGUAGUGUUGUCUUUUACAUUCCAAGAAACUGAUUAUCUCUAAGGUUUGUUGUCUCUUUGUUAACACAAUGACCUUCACAUUUGUAUAUUUGUACAGGUUUAGUAUUCUUUCCUACUAAACCUUUACAAAUAACACAAGACUAUUUCAAUAAAUAAAAAAAAUACAAAAGAGAUCAUAUUUCAUGAGAGAAAAAUAGAAUAAGCCCAAAAGUUAAUUAAUAAAUUAAACAAUGGCACAAAACUCUCAAAUUUUAGCAUAGUUUAUAACAAUGGGCUAAAAUUAGUUGUUGUGUAA